GUUUGAAUUUGACAGCACGAGGACACAAUGAUGCAAAUAGUUAAAAUAAAUUACCUUUUUGCUUUCGGGGUGUUUAUUAAAGGUGUGACAGGUGUGAUCAUCACUCAGCAGACUGUGGUGGCAGCAGUGGGGGGAGAUGCUCAACUCAGCUGUCAGCUCUUGGACAAGAAAGACGUCGUUCAAGUCACAUGGCAGAAAGUUUUACCCAAAGAAGACAAGAACAUGGCCUCGUACAGUGAAAACUGGGGUCAAAGAGUCAAUCGUGAUUUUAGAGAAAAGGUUGUGUUUAUAGAAGCUGAACUGCAGAAGAGCUCCAUAGUGAUCAGGAACGUAUCAGAGCAGGAUGAAGGAUGUUGCCUCUGUCUCUUCAACACCUACCCUGAUGGUUCUGUUCGAAAUAAAACUUGUCUCCGGGUCUAUGAGCUGCAUGAACCCGUCCUUCAUGUGGAAGAAUCAAAGUCUCCUGAAGAGACACGUGUGUCCUGUUCAGCCACGGGUCGACCUGCUCCGACUGUAACGCUGACCGCUUCACAACAUCCUCUCUACUCACACAACACCGUCAGUGUCUACAACACCAACGGUACAGUCACCGUCACAACUACAGCCCUGCUGUCAGGUUUCCAUGGCAACAGCACACAGGUUGGAUGUGCAGCGGGAGCACCGUCUGGUCCUCAGAAAGAUGUGUUCAUGAUGAUUCCUGGGAAGAAACAGAGAUCUGUUGAUGGUUUGGAUAAAAAAUCUGGAUCCAAUCAGAGAUUAAGAUGGACUUUGAUCAUCAUAAUACCCCUGAUGGUCGGUUUGGUUGCUUUACUUGUCGUCAUCUUCAUCCGGGUCAGAAGCAAAACACAAAACAGGGACGCUGACGCGAUCAAGAUCUCUUCAACUCCAUACAAGGACCAUCAGAAGGACAGUGAGGUGAUCCUGAUCUCUCCAACUCCAUACAAGGACCAUCAGAAGACUGAAGAACCUCUGAAGACACCAGAGAGUGAAAAACCUCUAAAGACAUUAGAGAGUGAAGAAUCUCUAAAGACAUCAAAGAGUAGUGAAGUAAGACGACGAAUGAGUGCAGUGAAAAACAGACCAAGUGAGAGACGAGAAGCAUCAACAUCAACAGCAAGAAGACUUGAGUUCAAAACACCCUGACUUUUUAAUUUUAAAAAAGUUAUUCACUACACUGUACUUACAAUCAAACAAAAACAAAUACAAAGAAUUGGUGCUAUUUAAUUUAAUCAGUAAUGCUUUUUUACUUUCCAAACAUUUUUAAGUUGAAGAUUAAUCCAAGGAACAAUUGAUAAAAAGCAUUAGCCCUGGGAACUUCCGACCAGAUCAACUUAUCCCUAAACUUAUGAUAUGUGCCACAGGUUUUAAAGUUGCAGUAAUUAAACCUUUACUUUAAAAAAAAAAAACCCUCUCAGACGUUUUAGCUAAUUAUAGAUCAAUUUCCAAUCCUCCAUUUGAAUCUAAAAUUCUGGAAAAAGUAGUUGUAAGUUGGUUAUGUCACCAUUUAUAAAGAAAUGAUCUAUUUGAAGUCUCUCAGAUAAGGGAUUAGUGUCUAUACUGGUUCUACUGGACCUCAGUGCUGCUUUACUGUAGAUCAGCAUACAGUUCAAGUUAAUUCACCUGUGUAACGAAAUCUCUACCGUCAGGCGGAUUGUACCAUUUAGAGAGAUAUUAUGGGGGGAACUGACGUCAUGUUCCAUUAAUAUAUACUUUUAUGAAGUAAUAAUUAGCUGUUCUUGAUCAUAUUACAGUUGUGUGGGGUUUAAUGACGUACAUAUGUUUUUCUAUAUGUAUUUGUACAUGUAUUGUUGGUGAGUAAAGUGUUUUCAUUCUUAUGUUACCUACAUUUAUCUGUAAAUGUAGGUGACCAAUGAAAGCAUGUGUGCUAAAGAUCACCCGGGAAUUGGGGAUAUUACUGUCUGUGACAGUAUGGUUGGACACGAUGGUUCAAAAAGAUGUAAUACAUUACUUUCUUGCUUUUGGACUGUUUGUUGAAGGUAAGAAGAAACUAUAUUAAAGUUUUUCCAUCUUCUCUGUCAUUAAUAUUCAGACGUGUUUGUAUUCAUUGUUGGUCAGUUGUGUUUUAAACAUUACUAUUACUAUAAACUUAACCAAACGCAGUAAUUGCAAUUCCUGCUUUUAUGAUAUCAUGUAUUUUAUUGAGGAAAACGUUUCUUCUUAACAAACAAGACAAGAAUGAAACCAAAAGAGUAAAGAAUUUUUUUGCUGCUUUUGUUGGAACUGCACACAUUUCAUAAAAAGUGGCAGUGGGUGAAGUUUUGUGACUGUUUUACACCUUUUACCACGUUUUACAUGCUCUUCUAAACAACAUCAAGGAACUUGCAAUUAAAAAGCAAUACAGAACUUCCAGUAUGGCGGUGAGCUGUGUGGAAGUGUGUUGACCUGCUCUGCUACCCUGUUGGCUAAAUCCUACUUAAAUAUUGCACUUGAGCUAUCGAAAUACCUCCAUUUCUGCAUUUAACCGAAUCCACGACAACAAUUCCAUACUUAAAGGACCUUAUCUCCACUUAUGGGUACUUCUCAGGCAACAAAGUAAACGUAGACAAAACAAUGGGUUUGGGACGACGGAUCCCACAAGCAGUCAAAGUCCAGAGUGGGUUUAAAUGGCCUAAAGAUGGCAUGAAAUACUUGGGCAUCCAAAUCCCCACAUCGCUAAAAAAUUUGUUUUGUGUAAAUUAUAAAAGCAUCAUACAAAAUGUUAGUAAAGUUAUGGACCGAUGGUCCGCGCUUCCUUUAUCCAUGUUUGGUCGUGUUGAGAGUGUACGUAUGAAUGUUCUACCACGUCUUCUCUACCCAUUCCAGAUGUUGCCUAUCGAUAUCCCCAAAUCAACUUUUGACAAACUAGACAUAUGGAGCUAGAAUAGUCUCAUAAUUCACAAAUGCACACGCCGAUCCACAAAUACACAGGACAAAAUUCACAAAUGCACAGAACAACUCACACGUGCGUAGGACAAUAUACACAAAUGUAUUUUUGAUACAUCGCAAAUAUAACCUGAUUUACAAACGUUUUUUGUCUGUGAGCUGCGCUGGAUUUGCGUGUGACUUUUGAGACUCCCCUGACGUUACUCGAUCCACAAAUACGUUGUUUUUUUUAACACGGAAGGAUCUGCAACCAAUCACAUGUCUUCCUUUGUUUCAGAAUGGUGCACACAAACUGCUAAACUGUUCCAGGUUUGGAUUGUUUCUUGUCCAGAUUUUCAGCUAAUUAUUUGAAACUUGUUCAUUUGAUUAUUUUACUAUUAUUUAAUUUUAUAACCUUUUAUCUUGUUUUUCCAGAACCAUCACUGAGUCUGUAAUUUAGUAAAAAGUCAGACUUGAAAAUAAGUCUGUCUGGUUUUAUUAAUUGUUACCACAUAUUUGCAGGUAACAAGAUUGUUUUCUCUGGCUGAAUUUCGUAUUAAUAAUUUCGCUUGGAAGAAGUAAAGUCAUUACAACUGUGAGAAAUAGAAACAAAUCAAGUUCAACGGCUUUGACCGUGAUAGCCAUAUACACGAGUGAGACGCCCACCUGUGGUGAGGUCACAGGAUUGUACCAUUUAGAUAGGGGCAACUAACGUUAUGAUCCAUUAAUUAGUCGUGUUAUUAAGAAAUAAUUAGCUAUUCUUGAUCAUGUAACCAUUUUAAGAACGUUAUAAUUUCUUGUAAAUGUGUUUUUUAUUUAAGUAUGUGUUGU
Molecule: messenger RNA, 3693 nt
Organism: Cololabis saira (Pacific saury)
Lineage: Eukaryota; Metazoa; Chordata; Actinopteri; Beloniformes; Belonidae
Product: OX-2 membrane glycoprotein-like
Exons: 8
Coding region: 28-1143 (371 amino acids)
Molecular function (GO): cell-cell adhesion mediator activity
Source: RefSeq, a predicted model, not a curated record